This is a messenger RNA of Cuscuta campestris, 989 nucleotides long. Lineage: Eukaryota; Viridiplantae; Streptophyta; Magnoliopsida; Solanales; Convolvulaceae. The record is from the annotation of a GenBank genome assembly.
CUCGAAUGCAAUCGAAAAUAUUUUUUGAUUAGUUCUUGAUUUUAAUUCUAGGUUCCAGCAUUGGAUUGCACCAUUGAUAUUGAUAAAAUACCUGGAAUGAAGUUAACCCUGAAAUCUUCUUUGAGGGAGUUCCAGAAUCUGAUGAGCGAAGGACUUGGAGAUCAUCUAGAAGUCCUUGCUUUGUUUAGGGAGAACACCCCUUUUUCUCAUUUUUUGGAUGUUGACUGUAUUCCUCCUCCUCUGUUCCUAUGGCAACUCAUUGCGAGGGAAGCCAAAAUAAUUAAAGAGGAAAGGAGAGAUGUGGCAUUUAUGGAGUUCUUGGGGUCACUGAGGAAAGACCUAGCUGGUAAGGCCAAAUCAAUUGGAAAAGGGGCCUCAUCAACCAUGUUCUAUACUUGUUUCUUGCUUCCCAUUGGGGUGCCAGCGACGACAAUCAUGGAUGAUUGUGAAGAGACUGAGGCACGCAAUCCUUCACCUAAUGAUAAGGUUUCUCCAAGACUCGGUAUUCUCCAAAUUCUUGGGGAAAUAAAUCAAGAGCAUGAGAAUCCACCUUCAACUCUUUCUGAUUCUGUUCUAAGUUUGGAGAACAUAAUGGAUGCUCAGUGACAUCAAUCUAAGCGGACGCCAACAACGAUUCUUCCUCCGGGAUCCACUUUUAAAUGGACGGUACCGCCUCGGUCAUCGGCUUGUCACUUUUCGAUUUGUGAAUCUUCCAGCGUGCACUUGGUUCCUGUUUAGUCUCCGGAACCUACUCCGGGUCCUGGAGAUUCACCGAGGUUUGUGUAUCAUAUAUCGACGGGUUACAGCGUAUGAUUGGAAAAUCCACAUCGCUUCCUCGUUUGGCUCGAGACUGGACGAAAGAACGUUAUAACCGAAGAGAUUCCUAUUAAAAAUAAAAACAUAUACUUGAACAAUUUUUUUUAGAAAGAAGAGAGAGAGAUUUGUAUUUGUAGUGUGUAUUGAAUUUUUAAGAAAUAGAUGGAACAUAU